GCGGCGCUGCGUUCAGGGCACGUGGGGAGGAAGAGGUGGCGCUUGGGAGAAAUGUGAACAACAAAAUGUCCAGCAGUAACGUACUUUCAAAACUGCUUUUGUUUAUAUUUCACGGUCUUUCAAAUGGCAAAUAGUGACGAUGAGGAUGAAACGUGGAUGACCAGUUUGACAGACUUUACAGUCGCGCCAAGUCCAGAUUAUGGAACUGGGUUUAAUAGACUGCAGACUGCAUCCCACCAAAGAGUCAUCCUACACUUUGACUGGUGUAGGUGGAGAUGAUCAGGAACCCAGCUCUGCGUAAUGUGCCUUUGGGUAUUCAACAGAAGUAUAAUGUAGUCACCUGUAACUACGUUGCGAGGGAGCAAGGUGUGACCAAGGUGAUGUCGGUGGUGGAUGCUCAGGAGAAAUGCCCUCAGCUUGUGUUGGUUAAAGGAGAGGACCUGACACACUACCGGGAAAUGUCCUACCAAGUCACAGAACUGCUGACGUCCUACUGUCCCUCAGUGGAGCGGCUUGGGUUCGAUGAGAACUAUGUUGACGUCACAGAGAUGGUAGAGAAGAGACUGACUCACUGCUCCUCGUUCGAGGGACAUGUCUAUAACCGUUCUGGGAUUGAGACUAACCCUGGACCCCACCGGAGGCUGGUGGUCGGCUCUCACAUCGCGGCGGAGCUCAGAACAGCCAUCUGCAGCAAGUUGGGCCUCGACGUCUGUGCCGGGGUCGCCACCAAUAAGCUGCUAGCCAAACUUGUGUCUGGGUCCUUCAAACCGAACCAGCAGACCACACUGCUGCCCCAAGACGUUGACCACAUCAUGGGCCACCUCGGCGGCCUUCAUAGAGUUCCCGGGAUGGGACAUCAGACCAGUAAGAGGCUCCAAGCCCUUGGAUUGGUACUGCAGGACCUGCAGCUCUUCCCAUUGGCCGGCCUGGUGAAGGAGUUUGGAGUCCCAACUGGCCAGCGCCUGAAGAACCUGUCUCUGGGCGUCGAUGACUCCCCCGUCGUGCCCACAGGAGCCCCCAUGUCUCUUAGCGAUGAAGACUCGUUCAAGAAGAUCUCCACCACUAGAGAAGUUGUAGAAAGGACCCAAGAGCUGCUCACCAGUCUGGUUGAGAGGAUGCAGAAAGACGGCCGGCCGCCCCAGACCUUCAGGCUGACCAUCCCGAGGUACUCUGCAGAGAACAAGUGGUUCAGCAGGGAGAGCCGCCAGUGUCCCGUCCCCCACCACCUCAGACACAAGGUGGUCUCAGGCAGCACUGAUACUAAUGUGCAUCUGGUUAACUUGGCGAUGAAGCUCUUCAAUAAGAUGGUGGACGGCGGCACGGCGUUCCACCUCACACUGCUCAACGUCUGCUUCACCAACCUGCCUCCGGCGCGGGGGACCUCGAGCCAGGGGGCCAUCACGUCGUUCUUCACACUGGGCAGCUCCCCACAAAGCAGUCUGACCCCCUCCCGAACUCACGAGGAGCAUCCACCCAGUUGGUCGGGUCAUUUGAACGGGUCCCAGGAAGUGGAGAAUAACCCUGAGUGUGAAGACUGAGCCGGAUUUCCAAAUGAAGACACUAGCAGAGAGCACAACGGGCUCCGAGGCAGAUCAACCCGCAUCAGCAGCAAUAAAGACCCCAGUUGUUUCUCCGGAUAUUAGUGAUCACCAU
Gadus chalcogrammus (walleye pollock) is the source of this 1653-nucleotide messenger RNA. Its product is annotated as DNA polymerase iota-like. Gene Ontology annotation, biological process: translesion synthesis. The record is from RefSeq and is a predicted model, not a curated record. Lineage: Eukaryota; Metazoa; Chordata; Actinopteri; Gadiformes; Gadidae. Gene Ontology annotation, molecular function: damaged DNA binding; DNA-directed DNA polymerase activity.